Molecule: messenger RNA, 2260 nt
Organism: Trichomycterus rosablanca
Lineage: Eukaryota; Metazoa; Chordata; Actinopteri; Siluriformes; Trichomycteridae
Gene: dgat2
Product: diacylglycerol O-acyltransferase 2
Exons: 9
Coding region: 128-1213 (361 amino acids)
Biological process (GO): triglyceride biosynthetic process
Cellular component (GO): endoplasmic reticulum membrane
Molecular function (GO): diacylglycerol O-acyltransferase activity
Source: RefSeq, a predicted model, not a curated record
ACACAGAGUGAACAGAUGAAACAUUUCUGAGCAGUGAGGGACUGAAGCUGAUAGUUUUUAUUAUUAUCAUUAUUAUUAUUAUUAUUAUUAAUAUUUACAGUUUUAGUGCUGAUCCAGAAGAUCUAUCAUGAAGACUUUACUCGCUGCUUACUCCGGUGUUAAAAAGGGUUCUGGUUCCCGGUUCCUCUCGGCUCUGCAGGGUCUCCCCUCGGCCCCGUGGCUCUCCAGAUCUAAACUGGUGAAGCAGUUACAGGCCAUCUCAGUGCUGCAGUUCGUCCUCACCUUCCUCGCUCUGGGCAUUGCUUCGACGGUGCUGCUGGCUUACCUGUUUUGCACAGACUGCUGGGUAAUCUCUGCCAUCUACACCGCCUGGCUCAUCGUGGACUGGAACACACCCAAACGAGGUGGACGCAGGUCAGCGUGGGUCAGGAGCUGGACCGUCUGGACCUACUUUAAAGAUUAUUUUCCCAUCAGACUCAUCAAGACCCAUAAUUUACCCCCCAACCGGAACUACAUUUUUGGCUACCACCCCCACGGCAUCUUCUGCUUCGGUGCUUUCUGUAACUUCUCCACCGAGGCGACGGGAUUCUCCAAGAAGUUUCCCGGGAUCAAGCCGUCCCUCGCCACGCUGGCCGGAAAUUUCCGUUUACCACUGCUGAGGGACUAUUUAAUGUCUGGAGGUAUUUGCCCGGUGAAUCGUAACUCUAUAGACUAUCUGCUGUCUCAUAACGGGACGGGGAACGCCGUGGUGAUCGUGGUCGGAGGAGCCGCCGAAUCUCUGGACUGCGCACCGGGAAUGAACUCUGUAACUCUGAGGAACCGCAAAGGAUUCAUCAAGCUCGCCCUGCAGAAAGGAGCUGACCUGGUCCCCGUGUACUCGUUCGGGGAGAACGAGGUGUAUAAGCAGGUGAUAUUUGAGGACGGGACUUGGGGCAGGAUGGUACAGAAGAGGCUUCAGAAGGUUUUUGGUUUUGCUCCCUGUAUCUUUCACGGCUGUGGGUUUUUCUUCAGUGAGUCGUGGGGCUUCGUCCCGUACGGAAAACCCAUCAACACCGUCGUUGGUGAACCCAUCACGGUGCCAAAGAUGGAGGAUCCAAGUCCGGAUGUGGUGGACAUGUACCACACCAUGUACAUCAACUCUCUCACCAAACUCUUUAACAACCACAAGACCAGAUUCGGCUUCAGGGAGACCGACACGCUGCUCAUUCAGUGAGAACCGACCAAUCAGGAACGGAAAAAAACCCCGAAACUGAACUAAAGGGCCCGAUCAGGAACGCUCGGACACCGGUGCUUUAAAAUAACUCAUAGUGCACGCUUUCUUAAAAAACAGAAACACGAAAAACACAGACACAUAUUUGAAAGAUGCAAUACAAGGUAGGGAUUGUUGCCACACGGUGGCGCUACACUGUACAAUAUCAGUUGUUAAGUAAACCUGUACUGGAAUGCAGACCAGGAUGUAGAUGAUCAGUAGAGUCUUUAUGGUGGUAUGAGGAUCCUGUUUGUUUAUUGAUCUGAUUAAUGAAGGUGCAUCUUAUUGUGGGUCUCAGAUUAGCAAACCAAGCCACGCCCCCAGAGUGCCACGCCCCCACGCUGCCAGAACUAGUGCUAUCAAAAUUGGAAGAUUCGGUGAGCGGUUUAAUGCCCAGCUGAUGGUUCUGCUGCAAUGAUGUUCAGCAGUGAUGCAAAAAUGUCUGAAUCUGGUUUCUUAACCUGUAUAAGUAAAUAAUUCAGUUUCAGGGCGUGGUGUGUGGGCGUGGUGUGUGGGCGUGGCCAUGUGAACAUAAGCCGUCUAAGCACCUGAAUGCUUGCAGUUAAAAUGAAUGAAUUUUAAAUAACGACACAAAAUCAUAUGAGGAUAAAAGAUCAGUAAUAUUUGACUCCUCUUGAUUAAUCAGAUUCUUUGAUCUCAAGUUAUUUUUAUUGUUUUUAUAUUAUAUUUGGUAUUUGCACAAGCAAUGCAACAUUAGACACACACACAAUGCGGUGACCACAGAUACACACUAUACGGCCAAAGGUAUGUGCAGUAAUGGUUCAGUAUUUGUUUUUAUUAGAGCAGAUUUGACUCAGAAAUAAGCAGCGUUAGAAGGAAAUAAUGAGCAGAAACAUGAUGAUGUGUGUUCUGUACGCUGUAAUUAUUAUAAUGAUUAUAUCUGUGAUUUAUGGUCGGCGGCUGGUUUAUAAGUGAAAGUGCAAUAAAUGUUUAUGAUUCUUUACAUGCAACUUUUAUAGGAAGCUUUUUGUGAAUAAACUCUAAAUAAAA